Molecule: messenger RNA, 1743 nt
Organism: Saccharomyces kudriavzevii IFO 1802
Lineage: Eukaryota; Fungi; Ascomycota; Saccharomycetes; Saccharomycetales; Saccharomycetaceae
Gene: URA8
Product: CTP synthase URA8
Exons: 1
Coding region: 1-1743 (580 amino acids)
Biological process (GO): pyrimidine nucleobase biosynthetic process; CTP biosynthetic process
Cellular component (GO): cytoplasm; cytoophidium
Molecular function (GO): identical protein binding; CTP synthase activity
Source: RefSeq, a predicted model, not a curated record
AUGAAGUACGUUGUUGUUUCUGGUGGUGUUAUCUCUGGUAUUGGUAAGGGUGUUCUGGCAUCCUCUACGGGCAUGCUAUUGAAGACGCUUGGUCUAAAGGUUACUUCCAUUAAAAUUGACCCAUAUAUGAAUAUCGAUGCUGGGACGAUGUCGCCCUUGGAGCACGGUGAGUGUUUUGUUCUUGAUGACGGUGGGGAAACGGAUUUGGACCUCGGUAAUUACGAACGGUACCUAGGGAUUACCUUAAGUAAAGACCACAAUAUCACCACUGGUAAGAUAUAUUCUCAUGUAAUUGCCAGAGAAAGAAGAGGUGAUUAUCUGGGUAAAACCGUGCAGAUUGUCCCUCAUCUUACUAAUGCGAUUCAGGAUUGGAUUCAACGUGUUUCGAAGAUUCCAGUCGAUGACACAGGCUUAGAACCGGACGUCUGUAUCAUUGAAUUGGGCGGUACUGUGGGCGAUAUCGAAAGUGCACCCUUUGUGGAAGCUUUGCGACAAUUCCAGUUCGAAGUCGGGAGAGAGAACUUCGCGUUGAUCCAUGUUUCAUUGGUACCCGUUAUUCAUGGUGAACAAAAGACUAAACCCACUCAGGCCGCAGUCAAAGAUCUAAGGUCACUGGGGCUCAUUCCUGAUAUGAUUGCGUGCAGAUGCAGUGAGGAGCUGAACACAGGCACUAUCGACAAGAUCGCUAUGUUCUGUCACGUGGGACCAGAGCAAGUAGUUAACGUCCAUGAUGUCAACUCCACGUAUCAUGUUCCUUUAUUGCUGUUAAAGCAGCACAUGAUCGAUUAUCUACAUUCAAGAUUGAAAUUGGAUGAAGUCCCCCUAACUCUGGAGGACAAGGACAGAGGAUCCCAAUUAUUGGCUAACUGGGAGGCCAUGACCAAAAACCUCGAUGAUUCUGACGAUGUGGUCAAGAUUGCCCUCAUUGGCAAGUACACUAAUCUAAGGGAUUCGUACUUGUCAGUGACCAAAUCUCUAGAGCAUGCAAGCAUGAAAUGCCGUCGUCGACUAGAAAUCCUUUGGGUGGAGGCAGGUAACCUGGAGCCCGAGACCCAAGAGGUGGAUAAGAACAAGUUCCACGACUCGUGGAAUAAACUCAGCUCUGCAGAUGGGAUUUUGGUGCCUGGUGGGUUCGGCACGAGAGGCAUAGAAGGUAUGAUUCUUGCCGCCAAAUGGGCCCGUGAAUCCGGUGUUCCCUUCCUUGGGGUGUGCCUUGGCCUACAAGUAGCUGCUAUCGAGUUUGCCCGCAAUGUGCUAGGCCGUCCAAACAGUAGUUCUACGGAGUUUUUGGAUGAGUCGCUAUUGGCUCCUGAAGAUCAAGUGGUCGUAUACAUGCCCGAGAUCGAUAAGGAACACAUGGGUGGCACAAUGAGAUUGGGGUUGAGGCCCACGAUUUUCCAACCGGGCUCGGAAUGGAGCCACAUAAGGAAGCUCUAUGGCGAGGCGAACGAAGUGCAUGAAAGACAUCGUCAUAGGUACGAGAUCAACCCUAAACUGGUAGACCAAAUGGAGUCGCACGGCGUUCUUUUUGUAGGUAAGGACGAGACUGGCCAGCGUUGUGAAAUAUUCGAACUGAAGGGGCAUCCAUACUACGUCGGCGCUCAAUAUCAUCCCGAAUAUACGUCUAAAGUGUUGCAACCAUCAAGACCAUUUUGGGGGCUUGUAGCUGCAGCAUCCGGGAUUCUUGAUCAGGUGAUCAACGACAUAAACGCAGCGCCACAGGGAACGACAAUGAAUGAAUAA